CUUCGACAUAUUAGAGGGUCCGGUCUACUCCUUAAAGGAUCAGAAAUGACAAAGGGCUGAGAGACUAUAGAUUUCACUCACUGAAAAGCAAUUACGAGUUUCUCCAAUGGAGGAAAGUGGUGAUAGUUCAGCUCCAGAUCACAUAAGACGAGCUCAACUCAAAAUGCAAUUUCAGGGUAUGAGCAAGGGAGAUCAUGAGACAAUCGACGCCUAUGUGAAAAAAUUGAAGUCCAUAGCAGUUUCUCUAGCAGAGAUUGGGAGUCCUAUACCAGAUCCAGACAUGGUGUUACAACUUCUUGCUGGUUUACCUUCUGAAUACUUGCCAGUCCAAAAGAUAAUUUCAUCUCGGGUUCCUCUCCCAACUUUUGAAGAGGCAUGUUCCUUGGUGUAUAUGCAGGAGGCCAUAUUAUUGCAGGAUCAAGAUCCUCCUCCUCCUCUGUCUACCAUGGAGAAGAUCGAAGCUACAGUAAAUGCAGCAGGUUCAGUGAGUACUGCAGUAGGCAUAGCGAGUGUUGCGUUAAGUGUAGUAGGUAGAGUUGCUGCUGUAGGAACAGUGAGUGCUGCGGUAACUGCAGUAGGUACAGUGGCUACUGUGGUUGGUGCAGUGGGUGUUACGGCUUCCGCAGGCUGGAAAAUUUGGACCGCACUCGAACGCAAGUAAUCAAAAUUAGCUGAAAAAUAUGUGCUUGGUGAUGAAUAGAGAUAGUCUCACUAUCAACAGGUACAUGCUCAAAUUCGGCUUGAUUUAACUAUAAAUGGAGAUGAAAUAAAGAGAUGCUUGCACAUUUGAUUCCUAAAUUGUACUUACUUUGGUUGUUAUGUAGUAAUAGCUAAGUAGAUAUGAAAGUUUAAGAUGAUUUGAUUCUAAUUUGUGUACGAAUGAACUUUGGACUGUAUAACAUGGACUGUUCCUAGACUAUUUCGGACUGUCGUUAGAUUACUUUGGACUGUUUUGAUAAUAGAUUCGAACUAAUUUAUGUA
Molecule: messenger RNA, 981 nt
Organism: Nicotiana attenuata
Lineage: Eukaryota; Viridiplantae; Streptophyta; Magnoliopsida; Solanales; Solanaceae
Exons: 2
Coding region: 107-661 (184 amino acids)
Source: RefSeq, a predicted model, not a curated record